Messenger RNA from Chaetomium fimeti, 446 nucleotides. RefSeq lists its product as uncharacterized. Bases 22 to 363 code for a protein of 113 amino acids. NCBI's taxonomy places the organism in Eukaryota, Fungi, Ascomycota, Sordariomycetes, Sordariales, Chaetomiaceae. The transcript is spliced from 2 exons. The record is from RefSeq and is a predicted model, not a curated record.
UCCGGGACCAACCUGUAUAACAUGAUUAACAUCAUAGCAUUGCUUGCAUGUGCCCCCAUGGCGGUUGCGCAACCAACUAUGCAUAUGCAAUGCCGGUGCUUUUACGGGACGUUUCCCGAUGGAGGUACACGCGUAAUCUUAGAUCAGAUAGGAGUGAACAGACAUCGAGUCAGUUAUUGUCCGACGCGGCAUGAACAUGAUCAGAACAUCUUCUAUACGCGAUCGCGUACUAGGAAGGGGGAAAGAAUAGCCCGACAGCAGGUCCUCAAGCCGACACCCCGCGAGAAGAAUCGGCAACAAAGUCGGGUAGGUAGUUAUAUAAGGCAGAAUGGUGACUUCCCAAACGCUCUGUUCCGUCGUUGAGCAUCUGUCACGGUCUCUUUCCAUACACAACUUACACUGGACAACAACGUUUCUUCCUCAGCCUAGCUUGUCGUCUGCCAGGG